AUGGAGGUUUCCACCUUACCCUGCUUGCUACUUGUGUCUGUUGCACUGGCACUCUGUUGUGCAGCUGCAGCACGGCCUGACAGUACAACAGCAAGCCUUGAUGCAGCCACAAUGGCCGCGCAAGAGCUUGACCGUGUCGCGUCACUGCCGGGGGCGCCGAGCUACUCAUAUGCGUUCAAACACUACUCCGGGUACGUCACGACCGACGAGCACCUCGGCAAGGCACUGUUCUACUGGUUCUUCGAGGCUACGGAGAAACCUGAUGAUAAGCCACUUGUCCUAUGGUUAAAUGGAGGACCUGGCUGUUCUUCUGUAGGGUUUGGGCAGGCGCAGGAGCUCGGGCCAUUUCUUGUGAAGAAAGAAGUGCCUGAGCUUGAGCUCAACCCGUAUGCCUGGAACCAAGCUGCCAACUUGCUGUUCCUGGACUCUCCAGCGGGUGUUGGAUUUUCAUACACGAACACGUCUUUCGAAAUAGAUCCACCGGGAGACAAUUCCACAGCACACGGUUCAUAUGCUUUCCUCGUCAGGUGGUUUCAGAGGUUCCCCCAGCACAAAAUGAAAGAGUUCUACAUAGCUGGAGAGAGCUACGCAGGACACUACAUUCCGCAGUUAGCGAAUGCCAUCGUGGAGGAGAACAAGAAGGCCUCCAAAGAAAACUACAUAAACCUCAAAGGCAUCCUGAUCGGGAACGCGUACAUGGACGGGGACACAGACUUGCAGGGGAUCGUGGACUCGGCGUGGCACCACGCCAUCAUCUCCGACACGCUCUACAGCGCCUUCCUCAAGUCGUGCGACUUCAGCAUGGAGAUCCUGUCUCCGGAGUGCGACGCGGCACUGAGCGAGUUCUUUCUUCUCUACAAACUCAUAGACGUCUACAGCCUCUACACCCCCUACUGCGACCUCGGGUACCCGGCUUUGAACGCCUCAUCCUCGGCGAACAUCGGAGUCGGACAGACCAACGGCCGUUUUGAUCUCCUCAAGAUGCCAAUGGGCUUCGAUCCAUGCACGCAGACGUACGCCACGGAGUAUCUGAACCGUGAGGACGUGCAGAGGGCUCUGCAUGCCAACACCACGGGAAUGCCGUAUCCCUACGUUCUCUGCCGCAAUAGCAUCAACGCUGUGUGGAAGGAUUCCGACAUGACGGUCGUCCCCAUCGUCAAGAAGCUCGCGGAGGAAGGGCUUCGCAUAUGGAUUUUCAGCGGCGACACGGAUGCAAGGAUCCCUACGACGUCGACGAGGUACACGCUGAAGAAGCUCGGCCUGCCCAUCAAGGAGGACUGGUCGCCAUGGUUCAGUCACAAGCAGGUUGGUGGAUGGAGUGUGGUGUACGAUGGCCUGACAUUUGUCACGGUGAGAGGAGCCGGGCACAUGGUGCCAACGUCGCUGCCCGAGCAGGCGCUGGAGCUCUUCAAGCACUUCCUCGCCAACCACAACCUCCCCUCCAAGCCCUUCUAGAGAGAAAAAAAAACGUCACAAUUCGCACGUUUCCCCAAUAAGAUCAAGGGGGUCUCCAUUCAUGGAUCAACCCGUCUCCUUUGCUCUUCUACGUCACCUGUAGUUCCUGAUCAACCUGGUCUUGGAUGGAUUUCAUUGCAAAACACUACUUGUAGAACUUGUGGAUUUUGUUGCCGAGAUCAGUUGUCUAAAUACGAUUUCUACGUCAUAUACCUAAAUAGACUACAAAAUAUCUCUUUUGCUAUUUUUCAGUCGCCUGAAAAUUUAUUUGGAAAACGUUUGAAAUCUUUUUUUUGCGGGUAAAAACGUUUGAAAUCACCCAGAUGAUUUCUGGAACAUCGUUUUAGUGGGGACCAUGCACUGCUUCCUUCCGAGCCACUCGUUUCCUGCCUUAUCUCUUGAGGACGAUCGUCCCCUAGCUCUCUCAUUCUUUCCGUCUCUCUGCCCAGA
Messenger RNA from Aegilops tauschii subsp. strangulata, 1905 nucleotides. NCBI's taxonomy places the organism in Eukaryota, Viridiplantae, Streptophyta, Magnoliopsida, Poales, Poaceae. The record is from RefSeq and is a predicted model, not a curated record.